This is a messenger RNA of Ostertagia ostertagi, 285 nucleotides long. The record is from the annotation of a GenBank genome assembly. NCBI's taxonomy places the organism in Eukaryota, Metazoa, Nematoda, Chromadorea, Rhabditida, Trichostrongylidae.
AUGAAGCCCGAUGGGUCGGUUACCACGGAAUUAGAGAAGCAAGUUUCACAAGCGCUGGUUGAUUUGGAAAGUAGUCAGGAUAUUAAGUCUCAGCUUCGUGAACUCUACAUUGUAGGAGAAAUUGAAAUUGGAAACAAGUCAGUGAUUGUUGUAUACGUUCCCGUUCCGCAGCUUAAACAGUUUCACAAAGUGCAAGUGCGGCUCGUUCGUGAGCUUGAGAAGAAGUUUGGAGGAAAACAUGUGCUCUUCCUGGCCAAGGUUUGUUUAUACUCGCAGUUUCACUGA